AUUUUCAUAUUUAAUUGUACAAAAAAUUAAAAAUGUUCAAAUUUUACAAAAAGUGACUGCUUCAGUUUUCAUACAAAAUGCCUACACAUUUGUAUACUUCUCUUGUAACCAUAAACUGGCUGCCACAUUUCCUCUUUUGAGGUCAGCUUUUGCUUACUGUUGAGCCCAGACAGUCUCUUUUUCUUUUACCACGUCAGAUAGAAAACCAAGACAUUAACACUAAGAAUUUCCCAUGAGUUGAAGCUGGUUGGAAACAAGCCUCUUCUGAUACCGAUCGUCUGCUUACAAGUGUCAUUUCAAUAUUGCUCUCAGAUCAUACUUGUAUUACAUGAGUUACAUCUUGGAAUAUUCAUUAAAAACAAAUCAGAUAUACAACAUUUCAGAGUUGAGCAUAAAGGCCUGUGAACCAAAGCUUAACAAAUAUCCAUCCACAUCCAUAUGCCCAUGUAUUGCUUACCCAUAAGCUAGCUCAAUCACACACACACACAUUUUCUCACAUAAACCUAUUCAUUAAAAUUUAUAUGAGAAUGAUGCAGUAUUAAUGAUCAGUUUUUUUAUGUAGUCUGAUUGUCUGUCUCUUUCAGCUGGAGUGUCUGCCUAUUUUGCAGCCAGCCUGUUUGUGUCAGGGUGUCUGCGUUUUCCUCCUCUCAUCUGCUGCUGUGCUGCUCUCUUUUCUCUCGUAACCAUGGAAAUGAGAUCAACAUGCAAAUACCUAAGCACGCUCGCUAAGGCUGUGUGAUAGAAGAUGCAAAUUGCAUUUCCGCUUGUAGGAUUAUACACCCACACACACAGAUGCACACUUAGAUGUAUACAAGCGCGCACACAAACGUUUGUGUGUGCACAUACUUAAGCACACCCACCUGCAGUCCAGCACAUCUCUCAGCACAUUACACCACAACCAGGCUGAAAUUAUCUUUAGGUGAAGUAGUACUGAACCGUAAAUGAAAAUGAAAUCAAACACAGUUUAAGUAAUUUUGAUUUAAUUUUGAUUUAAAAUCAUACUAUUUGAAGAAAAUAUGAAAUGUCCCUAUUAAAAGUUAAUGUUAAAAUAAUUUCAUUUUUGGCAUUUAAUUUAAAUGACAUGUUAAAUGUAUCAAAUUGAAGUGAUAUGACCUUAAAGCUGCAUUAGUUGAUUUUUGGCCACUUUGACAAAAAAAAAAAAAACAUCAAAACAAGCUGACAGAUACAUUGCUAAUGCCAUCUUAUACAGUUGCUAUGGCUAAAAUGUUAGCAAACAGCUGCCUACUUACACAUCCAGUGGAAACAAAGCAACAUUAGCAUUUAUUUGCAGGUGUAUUUAUGGCCAAAUGACAAAUAUAAGUCCAAUAUUCACUGUUAUUUUAGCUCUGUUUUUAUCUCCAACAACACUGAGAAAAAUAUUUGGUACUUUAGCUGUUUUGCUUGCUUGCCUUUCUUCACAAGCUAGUUUUGCUAAAUUUCUGUCUGCCUAUGAAGCUGGGCAGGUAGCAUACAGUGGGUUUUAUGUCAGUUUAUUUAGCUGGAAAUGGUGGAGGGUUUAAUGGGAGCGGUGAGACUGAAUAUACAGUUUUUCUGUGGCUUAAAACAAAUCAAAACUACCAAACAAACAAACAAAAAACAAGCUAAAAGAGGCUAAUUUGCUCCACAUAGCCUUGCUGCAGAGUUGUGUUUUAAUUAUCUGUGAUAUUAGUAACUAUUGUACAAUCAAUUGUUUCGGAUUAGUCAUUUGAUUCACUUUUAUCAUGAAAAAUAUUUAUUAAUGCAGAUUUAAAUAUAAAAUAUGAAUCAAAAAGUAAAUGGAGCACCUCUACUAUGGGAUAACAUGUUCCUCCACAAAUAAAUAAAACAAAGGUCAGAAGCUAAUAGGAUAGGCUAUAACAUGGGCUGUGGUUUAAUACUGCUCAUUUGAAAUCCAUUUAUUUCAUCAUUAGAAACUAGCAUUCAAAUGUGCUGUUGAGCUGGUUAAGGCAUGGCAAGGUGGAGUCUAACGUCCAUCCUCGUCGGCUCUCAUUUCAUUGAUGUCUGUCGUUUUUUAUGAAUGAACGGCAGAGGAGAAAAGGGGACGGGAAACUGAACGUUUUGUGAUAGGCUGCUAUCGGUUGACGUCACCUCCGCCGUGACGCGAAGCACCCAUUCAUAAAAUAAAAAAAACAAGGGAAAAAAGAGAAACAACCCUGAGGAGGAACACUCUGCGAGGGAGAAAGAAAGAAGUGACCGGACUGAGCGUAAAGAGUAGUGCGGUUACAAUGCACGGGAUGAUGCGCUAAGGGAAUCCACCGCAGGAUCCGUGCGCCUUCUCCAGGUCUGGAGGGCGGUGGGGGCUCAGAGAGAGAGCGAGAGAGACAGAGAGACGAAGAUAAGCGACAGUGAAGCAUAAACACGCAGACUGAAACGACGUGCGAUGGAGGACCUGGGCGAGAUGGACUGUCCGGUGCUGAAGCGGCUCCUAAAGGACGACAGCGCCAAGUGCCUGCUGCUGGACUGCCGCUCCUUCCUCGCCUUCAGCGCGGGGCACAUCCGCGGCGCCGUCAACGCCCGCUGCAACACUAUCGUCCGCCGCAGGGCCAAGGGCUCCGUGCUGAGCCUGGACCAGAUACUGGCCGGGGACGAGGAGGUCCGGGACCGCCUCCGCUCCGGGAUGUACUCCGCCGCGGUGCUGUACGACGAGAGGACGCCGGACUCCGACGCGGUGAAAGAGGACAGCACUCUGACUCUGGUGCUCAACGCACUGUGCAGGGACUCCUCCGGCACACACAUAUACCUGCUCAAAGGCGGCUACGACAGGUUUUUCACAGAGUACCCAGAGUAUUGUUUAAAGACCAAAUCCUUACCGUCCCUCACCAGCCAGUCCAGCAUCGACUCUGCCUGCUCGUCUUGUGGGACGCCACACCAUGACCAGGGCGGUCCAGUUGAAAUCCUCCCGUUCCUCUACCUUGGCAGCGCCCUCCACGCGUCCAAGAAAGAGGUCUUGGACGCCAUAGGAAUCUCCGCCUUGCUGAACGUGUCCUCUGACUGUCCCAACCACUUCGAGGGGGCGUACCAGUACAAAUGUAUUCCUGUGGAGGACAACCAUAAAGAAGACAUCAGCUGCUGGUUCCUGGAGGCUAUUGAGUUCAUAGAUUCAGUACGGGACUCCAGUGGGCGAGUGCUGGUCCAUUGUCAAGCAGGCAUCUCCCGCUCUGCCACCAUCUGCCUGGCCUACCUGAUGAAGAGGAAGCAGGUGCGUCUGGAUGAAGCCUUCGAGUUUGUGCGCCGGCGUCGCAGCAUCAUCUCCCCCAACUUCAGCUUCAUGGGGCAGCUGCUGCAGUUCGAGUCGCAGCUCCUCGCCACCUCGUGCGCCGCCGAAGCAGCUGCCACAGCGAGCCCGCUGCUUGGACCCAAGUCCUCGACGACCACCACCUCGACGACGGCCACGCCCACCUCUCCGUUCAUUUUCAGCUUCCCGGUUUCUGUGGUGAACCCCGCCUACCUGCACCACAGCCAGAUCACGACCUCCCCCGGCUGCUGAUUGAUAGCCAAUCACAGCCUUCCCCCGACAAACUAACAGAUCACAGACUAGGCUGCCAUUGGCUGGAAGAGCUGUCAGUCUUACUGACCGCUGCAGUAUGAAUAUGCUUCCAGGGUGGGGAGGUGAGAAGCGUCACGGUGCCUGAGUCAAAACUCUGAACUGACUGAAAAAAGACAUUUUAAAGUUCAGAAACCAGCCAACGCUCCUUCCAUUUUAACAUGAGAUUUAUCCAAAUUGACCAAAAAUGAACUGGCUUUCACAGCUUGUUUCAGUAAGCGAGUGUUGGACUGACGUUUACUGAAGAUACACCCUCUUCCUUGACAAAAACAAAACAACAACAACAUGCACAGAGGCACACUGACACACAAACACUGACACAGAGGCAUGAGCAGCAGUGAACACUCUCUCUCUCUCUCUCUGCCUCUCUCACACACACACACACACACACACACACAUUCAUGACUGCCAACUGAAUAAGCUCAGUAUGAAGACAGGGUCUGUUGCUAUGGAGACAACAGGUCUUUAGGAGAGGAGAUGGACACAGGAAGGAAGGAGGAAUUUUAAGCACCCGCUCUUUCCCCUUUGGGUGUCCCUCCUGUUGCCAGACAAAAGAGAUGGAUGGAAAAAAGAGGGGAGGAGACGGUGAUAGAAAGCAGGAUCCUCUUCAGUGACAGGUGCUCUGCCGGCGAUCCGACCGGAGCUUCCUGUCUUUCAUACGUCCUCUUCCUCUCUCUGUCCUUCUCCCCACCCCCACCCCUCCACCUUCCUCUCCUCUCAUCUCCUUUUCAUCCUUUUAUAUUCCUUCCCUCCUCUUCCUCCUCCUCUCAUCUUCACCCCGUCCGCCCCCUCUCCUCUGCUCCUCAUCUCCUCACUGAAGAGGCUAAAUAAAUAAAAUAAGAUGCCAAAUAAAGGCCAGGGCCCUCGUAAAUGGACCAGGAAACCCCACUGCAGGCCCCUGAUACACACUGUAGAAAACUUGUUCUGCUACAUCACAAAAACCUUUUUGGAGCACAGUGGCUCUGGAAGACAGCCACUUAAAAAAGCAUGCUGGUGGUUUUGUAAGUUUUAACCCAUUAUAUCUUUUAAGACAUCUGUUUCACUAAUUUUCUGCAAGUUUAUUUUCAUAAUGUACUCAAAUGAACUGAAAACAUUCGCUCUUAUAGGCUUAGGGUUUGGAAAAUGAUCAUUUCUUUAGUUAAUGGGCUAAAAUGUGCACCACCAGCGAAUGGUCCUUUAUAUGUUUGUGCCUUGUUCAUAAAGGUGCCCCAUGGAUUUAGGCGUUCCUGGAUUUGCCAGUGGAACGAAACUUUUUUCUUAGCUGCUAGAGAGCAGAUUGCUGAAAGUUAGUCAGACUUAAAAAAAAAAAAAAAAAAUCUCAGCAUUCCAGCAGUGCUGCACAGACUCUUAUUCCACAAUGUCAAAAGAGCAAAAGCUUCUCUCUUCAUCUCUGCUCACGCAUACUCACAGAUGGACACACACAUAAUAUACUGUAUUUCAGUAGGUGUAAGUCCAUAUUAGGCGUCAGACUCACAGUAAAUUCCACCUUUGAAAUGGCAAUUAUUCAGGCUGACAAAACUUAUAAUAAAAUUAAAUGAAGUGUGCUUCAACAUCUUGAGUUUGAGCAAUUGGAGACAUUUUAGGGGCAAUAUUUUCUCGCAUAUAUCCUCCCAUGUUUUCACAGAUCCACCUACCAAACAUGGGUGUUUUACACUCUGCUUACCGAACAUCAGGGACCCUCAGUGUUGUUCCUUGUGAGGGGGAAUCCAGGUUUCACUUUUUAAAUCCAUGCUGAAAAAAAGGAGGGAUGGAGAAAAAGAGAAGAACACUUUUGGCUGUGAGGCCAUAAUCCAAUAAGAGGAAGUUGUCCUUAUGAAUCAGUUAAUUCAGUGUAUAUCUGAGUCCUGAUGUGCACACACAUGCGUACAACACAACCAUAACCUUUCUGUUUUUGAAGGUUGUCCACAGCUCUCUCCGUAGCACCUUGAAGUCAUGCAAUACUGUACUUACAAUCCAUUCAAGGAAAACAACAGCAGCAAUGACUUUUUAGGACGUUUCAUAAUAUCACAAUUUGAGACAAUGUUUGUAUUGCUUCUGCUUAUGACCAGGCUAAGCUCUACACUCCGUGCUAGACAUCCAAAGGCACAAAGUCCAACCAUGGUUACUUUUAUACCCAGGUCCUGAUGUACGCACAAAACACACACACACACACACACACCGGGUUUCAAAGAAUACAAACCUUUUUCUGUUUUUGAAGAUCGUUGGCACCUAUCUCUGUAGCACUUUGAAGUGAUGCAAUACUGUAUUUAUAAUUUAUGAUUGAUUUGUACAUGAUGAUGGUAGACUGAUUAGACUUUGCAUAAAGACAUUUUGUCCACGUAGGGAGAGAGAGAGAGAGAGAGAGAGAGAGAGAGAGAGAGAGAGAGAGAGAGAAAGAGAGCCAAUCAGUGAAAAACGCAAUACUUGGUACACAUCUGUGGUACCUGUCUGUCUGUCUGUCUGUCUGUCUGUCUGUAUGUCUGUCUGUCAGCCUGUCUGCCUCUCUGUGGUAGUCCAUCUGACUGUCCUCUCUGUCUGGUCAAUGCUGUUUACCCAUCUUGGCAAUAUCAAUCCUCCACUUGGACAUUUAUAUAUAUAAAAACACAACUUUCCCUCAAUUUUAUUGUGGAAUAAAUGAUCUGUGCAUUUAUUUAUUACUGAAGAUCCACUGUUGAAUAAACAAUAUUCUUAAUUAA
Messenger RNA from Siniperca chuatsi (mandarin fish), 6219 nucleotides. It is a transcript of the gene dusp4, whose product is annotated as dual specificity phosphatase 4. The coding region runs from base 2381 to 3487 and encodes 368 amino acids. Gene Ontology annotation, biological process: protein dephosphorylation; endoderm formation; negative regulation of MAPK cascade. NCBI's taxonomy places the organism in Eukaryota, Metazoa, Chordata, Actinopteri, Centrarchiformes, Sinipercidae. The transcript is spliced from 4 exons. The record is from RefSeq and is a predicted model, not a curated record. Gene Ontology annotation, molecular function: protein tyrosine/threonine phosphatase activity; MAP kinase tyrosine/serine/threonine phosphatase activity. Gene Ontology annotation, cellular component: cytoplasm; nucleus.